UUCGCAAUGACGUCAGUCUCCUUAUUCGGAAGGAUGGGGAAAGGCGCGGGCAGCGUCAUGAUGUAACUGCGCGAUGACGCAGAACGCUUGCUCCGCUGUUGGGAGUCGCGCGGCGACUGGCGGUGGCGGUUAACGACAAUUUACAUUGGCAAAAUGUUGUCUUGCAUUCAGAAGCUUGAUGUCCACAUUAAUCUCCUGGGAGUAUAGAAACAAAGAUCAUUUGUUGAGGGAAACUUUGAUCAGCAUGGAUAAGCCCAAAAUAGAGUCUGCGUGGCAACGUCCAUAUGUGAAUAUCUUCAAGCACUUCAAAUUGGAAGAAUGGAAAAAAUCAACAAAGGAAGGGGAUGUCACAGGUGUUAUGGAUAAAACCCUGAAGUGCACAGUAUAUCGUAUCCGUGGUCCCAUCCCUCCUGCUAAUUACAUUCAGUUACCAAAAACUAGCACCCAAUCUCUUGGACUAGUUGGUCGCUACCUCUACCUCCUCUUCAAACCGAUUGUGUCCAAAUAUUUUGUGGUUCACUUUGAUGCAGUCACUGAGGGGAGUCAAGUUAUUCGGAUUUCAUUCUCCAACCUCUUCAAAGAGUUCAAAUCCACAGCCACGUGGCUCCAGUUUCCUUUUGUUUGUAGUGCAGUGGAAGGCUCUGUAUAUAAUGCCACCGCAAAGACUGCAAAACAAGACCUUGUCGGCCUUGCACCUCCUGGUGUGAAGUGGACAUGCCUGAUGAUGGACCUUGAGUAUCUUCUGUCAUUUUAUUUGAACCGACACUACAGCCAUCUAAAAAGCAUUAAGCUCUGCUCCAACAUGUUUGUUAAGAACAUCUUCACCAGUGACCUAGUAUUUGAGCCAAGUGUGACUGCCUUUAAGGCCAAACGGGCAGGAUUGGUGCUGCAUGACGUCUCCCCAGUGCCUCGAGAAAUGGCUUUCCUGGUGCCCAAAGGAGAAACUUGGCAUGAUAUUUAUGAUUAUAUCAGGUUCCCAUCAGAUGGAGUUAAGAUGCCAUUCGACUCCAUUCAAAAGGGACAGUCCAGCCCACAUAAAAAAGAUCAUCCAACACAUUGCACUCCGGUUAGAGCAAAUCCACCCACAGUGAGUGUCAGUAAGGCAGUACAAGACAGAGUUUCUCUCAUCCAACAAAUUACCAGUCCAAAGACCGUUCCUUGUAGACGUUGGCGAUCCUCUCAGAUCAUUACAAACAUUCCAAAAGUACACUUGGAUACAACUGUAUUACCCCAUUGUGACAAAGAGAUCAGAGAAAGUGGGGAUGAAGCCACAGCUAUAAGUGAUGAAAGUGCAAAAUUAAUUCCAGUGGAUGAUGGUGGAAUUCAUGUCUUUGCGGGUCAAAGUGGUAGGGUUUCGGUUGAAAAAUGCAGCGGUGAUACAGAGGAGGUUGUAUGCACUAAGGUUCCUACACCUACCAGGUUUAUUUGUCAGAAGUUUAAAGACCAUAAGGGGCUGCAGCCAGACCCAAUACUGAAAUUAAAGAGGAUUAUUGGCUUUGGAGGGUGCACUAUGAAAUGUGCAGCAUGGAAUAAGUCUGGAUCAGCUGUGGCUUACCCCUGUCAUGCCAUAGUAGUGGUAAUGGAAAUAGAUACAGGGCAGCAGAGAUUUUUCAUUGGACAUACAGAUAAGGUUUCUGCUUUGUCUUUUAAUGGCACCUCAACACUUCUUGCAUCAGCACAGACUGGGAAUGUGAGUCUGGUCAGAAUUUGGAACUUUAACAAAGGGAACUGCCUGGCAAUGUUCAAGACCCAUGUACAUUCGGUAUUAUCCCUUAGUUUUUCAUUCAGUGGAAGAGUUCUCUGUGGUGUGGGAAAGGACAGUCGUGGUAAAUCAAUGGUUGUAGUUUGGGACACAGCAAAAGUCAGUCGGGAUGGCGAAGUAGUAGUGUUGGCAAAAGCUCACACUGAAGUCGACAUUCAGGUCAUGAAAAUAGCUGUUUUUGAUGACACCAGGAUGGUGUCAUGUGGAAGAGAUAACAUCCGCCUGUGGCGAGUUCGAAGUGGAGCACUGCGAUCUUGCCCAGUAAACCUGGGUGAAUAUCAUUGUUUGGAAUUUACAGAUGUUGCUUUUGAAGAGGGGCAUCUGGCUGACAAAGAUCCUGCUGACCGAAUGCUCUUUGCAUGCAGCAAAAGUGGGCACAUCAUUGAAAUUGAUUAUAAAAAUGUUGUAAUUAAGAAUGCUCGUCGCUUGUUUCCCUCACAACAAAAGCAUUCACACCAACGAGAAACAGUGACAUUUAAUUCAGGUGCUGGUAUUGCCAUCAAUAGUAUCAGUGUUUCCGCUGCAUUCUGCGCCACAGGAUCUGACGAUGGUUACUUGCGACUUUGGCCCUUGGAUUUCUCCACGGUCUUUCUGGAAGCAGAACACGAAGGUGGUGUUAGCUUUGUAAGUAUUGACCCUAAUGGACUGAAAGUGCUUGCAGCAACCACUGCAGGUAACCUAGGAUACCUGGAUAUACCCAGCAGAGGUUAUACCACAUUAAUGAGGUCACAUACAAACAAAAUUCUGGCUUUCUCAGUGGAUGGGAUAAGGAGGCAUCUUGUUACUGUGUCUGAAGACUGCACCAUCCGUGUGUGGGACCUAGACUCUAUGCAACAGUUGUACGACUUUGUGAGUGCUGAAGAGACACCGUGUGCUGUGACAUUUCACCCUACACAGCAAAUUUUUGCUUGUGGAUUUAGCAGUGGAGUAGUGCGAAUUUUUAAUGUGGGGAAUUCAAGUCUUCUGGCUGAGCAACGGCAGCACAGAGGAAAAGUGAUUGGACUUGUGUUUUCCCCCAAUGGAGAGUAUAUGUACAGUGCUGGGUCUUUGGGUUCGUUGGCCCUGUACAAUGCAACUGAAGAGGGUCACCAUGUUAUCAGGAUCUUGGGUAAUGUUGUGGCAAGAGGCAGUUAUCAUGGUCCAGAUGCACUAACAGUGAGCAGUGACAGCCGUUACUUGGCUUUUGUGGGCCCAUCUGAAUAUAUAGUCACUGUGAUGGAUGCUCACUCAUUAGAUGAGAUAAUGCUUAUAGAUGUCAGUAUUCUGGACCUGGAGACAACCACCCUUGACACAGCUCUCAAAGUCUGCUAUUCGUCUGCUGCAAUUAACCAGCUGCUUGUGACCACCUCCUCUAAUAAGAUUCUGUGGCUGAAUGCAAAGACAGGGAAAUUAAUUCGGGAGGUUUGUAAUAUACACAAGACAGUCUCCACAUCUUUAGCUGUGAGUGAAGACAUUCAGUACCUCCUGACUGCAGGGGAGAAGGUCAUUAAAGUCUGGGAUUAUCAUAUGAAGCAGGACAUUAAUUUUCAGGAUCUUGCCUCAGCUUCAGGAAAUCAGAACAAGACUGGCUGUUCUAUCUUCAUUUGGAAUGUGGCAGGUGGCUGCUGUAAGACGGUUCUGUGUCAGCACACAACAGAGGUACAAGCCAUGGCUUACUCCAGAGAUGACCGGCUCUUCAUGUCUGCUGGAGAUUACAGGGAUCUCACAAUUGCUCUAUGGGAUACCAGGAAGUAUGAGUUGUUGUCAACAACAAGAAUAUCAAAUCCUCUCCAUGAUUUAGCAUUUGAUCCGACUGCGGUUAAUGAAUUUGCCUGUGUUGGAGUAGGAGGAGUGCAUUUCUGGCUGGUGGAGCAGACUGGUAAUGAGGUCCAACUCAAGGUUCACAGAGUCUCAAUCCCGGAUGAAGUUGGUGCUGAUGAACUCACAGCAUUGUGCUAUAACAGUGAUUCAGUUCUUUAUACUGCUACCAACACUGGGAAAAUCUGCGCAUGGGACACCCAACAGAAUAGGUGUUUCAUGACUUGGGAUGCAGAUGAGGGGGAGAUUGGGAUUGUGCAAAGUCGAAGGUAUCGCCUGAUGACUGGCAGUAACACAAAGAAAAUCAGGCUCUGGGCAGUCGCUGCAGUACAGGAGAUGAGACUUGAGGGCACAAGAGCAAGGUCAAAUUCAGUACUCCUGGAACAUGAAAUGAUUCUGGAUGGUACAAUAGUUAGUGCAGUCUUUGAUGAUAUCAUGAACAUGGGUAUUGUGGGGACCACAGCAGGAACUCUCUGGUAUAUAAACUGGGCUGAAAACACCAGCAUCCGACUUAUCAGUGGCCACAGAAACAAGGUUAACCAAGUGACUUUUAGCCCUGAUGAAAGUCAUUUUGCCACAUGUGCAGAGGAUGGCAGCUUAAGAGUGUGGGUCAUGCACACCACCGAGCUGGUGGUUCAGUUUCAUGUUCUUAAUCAGAGCUGUUUAUGUAUGGCAUGGAGCCCAGUAGUCCACUCGAGGAAAUGUGCUGACAAACAGCAAAUUGUGGCAGGAUAUAGUGAUGGCACAAUACGUUUCUUUGGAAUAUUGAAAACUGAGAUGGAAUUGAAGAUUCAUCCCCAUCCUGUGGCAGUCAGUGCCAUUGCAUAUUCAAUGGAUGGUGAGGUUAUCAUUUCAGGAGGUAAGGAUGGUCUGAUGGCUGUGAGUAGUUCUCGGACAGGAAUCACUAUUCGUGUCAUCAGUGAUCAUAAAGGUUCGCCGAUUACUGCCAUCGAAUGUACACGGAAAAAAUAUGACGAAUUUGGACUUGAUGGAUGUGAAAUGUGGUUGGCUGUCAGUUCAGAUCGACGUGUUAGUGUUUGGGCUACUGAUUGGCACAAAGACCAAUGUGAGCUUAUUGAUUGGUUGACGUUCCCAGCACCUAUUAAAUCGGAGCUCUGUGACAAAAGUACCCUCCCUCCGAGCUUGGCUGCCUUUUCACGCAGUCAAAGUGGGAUAGUGGUGUAUGUGGGAUUUGGAGCGAAACCAGAGAUCAUACUGUACAAUCUAUAUAAAAAGCAGACAAUUAAAAAGAUACCUUUGCCUCAAUGGGCCACAAGUAUGAGCCCCUCUCCUGGAGGGCAGUUUAUUGCCAUUGGGACCAAUGGGAGACUUCUGAAACUAAUUCAAUACCCAUGUGGAAAAUUCCAAGAUUUCGCUGGGCAUAAUGAUAUUGUUCACUUCAGUCAAUUCACACCUUCUGGGAAGUUUCUCCUCUCUGUCGCAUACAAUGAGGUGCUCGUCUGGGAGGUCCAGAAUCUACAUAGCAAUCAUACCCAUAUACAUUAUCUCUAAAUCCCCACAGCAAACAUGGAUGAGGUAUUAGCUGUAUGACAGCUCGUAUAAAUAGACCCCCCUUUAUAAUGCUGCGUGACCAUCACAGAUUUAAUUUCAUUCUUUGCAUAGUAGAGAAUUCAUAAUGUGGCUCAAAUCUUCCAGUUUUACAGUUCACAAGACUGUGUUUUGUAAUGGGCAUCUGCUAGUACAGGAGGUAAAAUAAAGUAAUGUAAAAUAUUGGUGUUAAAAUCAUUAUUAAAUGGUGUAGUUGAUGCUCUGCAUACAGGGAGUUUUAAAUGAAUGGUUACACUGAGGAUUUUUAAAUUAAGGUUAGCUGAGCAAAGUUUUAUUGCAAGAUUGUACUUAUGAAUUAAUAAUUGUCAUUUAAUAUUUUUGUUAUAAAGUGAUUUUUGUAUUUUUUCAUAAAUAAAACUUUGCAGCUGAUAUCCAAUAUGAGUGCGGAUUCUGGAUUUGUGGUGGCUAGUUCUGCUUAAUUGUAUUUGAUGAA
Molecule: messenger RNA, 5561 nt
Organism: Rhincodon typus (whale shark)
Lineage: Eukaryota; Metazoa; Chordata; Chondrichthyes; Orectolobiformes; Rhincodontidae
Gene: wdr90
Product: WD repeat domain 90
Exons: 37
Coding region: 179-5071 (1630 amino acids)
Cellular component (GO): centriole
Molecular function (GO): protein binding
Source: RefSeq, a predicted model, not a curated record